Molecule: messenger RNA, 712 nt
Organism: Paramecium pentaurelia
Lineage: Eukaryota; Ciliophora; Oligohymenophorea; Peniculida; Parameciidae
Source: the annotation of a GenBank genome assembly
UAUGUAAUCAUUGGUUAAAUAACUCCUCACCCUAUCCAAUACAUCUGCUGCUAAUUAAUGGCAACAAAUAGAAACAAGUAAAAUCUUAUCUUUAUUUUAGCUCUCCAACCAAAAUAAUUGACACCCGCAGAAAUAGCUGAUGUUGCUCACCAUUUCGCUGUUAAUAAUUAAGGAUCUGAACUUUUCUGGGACACAUUAUAGAGAGCUACUGUCGAUUAACUUAGCAAUUUCAAUAGAGAAUAACUAGCCACAGUAUUCAGCGCUAUGAUGCAAACACCUUAUGAAGUAUACAUCCUUUUUCCAAUUAGGUUCCUGAUGAUGUAGGAGAGGCAGUGACCAAAGCAAUUGAUACGUUUUUCUUAGCUGAAUUACAAGCCAACCAAAAAUCUGACCCAUACUAUCUUUCAAAAUUUUUAUUACAAUUCUAAUCAGGAUUAGGAUAAUUUGCUCUCAACUUUGGACCUGGAUUUCUAACUGGUAGAGUAAAUGAUGAACAUCCUGAAUAACGUCUUGCUAAGGGUGACUAUGAUCUGUCAGAAUCAUGCAAUUCUGAAUUGAGAUCAGCAUUUAUUAAAGGGGAUCUAAACGAAGAAUAAGUGAAAGAAGAAAAAACAAAAUUCUUAAAUAGAGUUUCAGAAUUGCUUGGCAAAGUAAGCAUUAUAAUCAUAAUUAAAGAAUCAAAAUGCCCAGGAUGUAGCCAAUUUGAAAUGAU